UAUUCUCUAACGGCUUCUUUGUGCAAAGGUGUGUUGUUAUCAGCGAUGUGAAGUAGUAUCAUCUUACCUUUCGUUAUCACUUGUGUGUGUGUGUGUGUGGAAAGGCCACGCAAACAGAUGGUACGAAGAGAUAGACGAGGUUCGGCUCGAUUGUUCUAGAUGGUACGGAAUAGCGUCUUCCGUUUGUUCAAAUUGUUUCUGCGGAUUGUAUUGAAAGAACCUGUUUGCAUUCCAUUAGGGCGGAGGGCGCUCGAAUUUUUGUUUUCUGUAACGGAACAAAAACAAAUAUGGAGCUGAAGAACAAACAUGAGUCACCAUGUGUGUCAUGUGUGGCUCAAAAAUAUGCAGCAAAAAAACCCCAACAUUGUUUCCGAAUUUGUAUUUCAACCGGAAAGUGCAUACGACAUGCAGAAUACACAACAAAAAAAAAAAAAACAACCCCGUUGGCUAGAGUGUUGGUGCCAUCGAUUCUAGGAACAAGAAGCACAUAGAAAUUCAAGCUGAUAAACUUAUCUCAAAUAUGAUAUGACCAACCCAUCCAACAAGUAGCAGCACCACUACCACCAACAAGCUAAGUGCUUCUUAGGCAGUUUUAGGCUUGCUAAUAAAUGGACGUCGAAUGAGCGGGCCCCACUUUACAGUGCAUUUGCCCAUCAACCGAUCUAGGCGGCGUUGAUCCAGAUAGCAAGCAAGCGGUACCACAUCUUUAGGAUCUUCAUUUUCCAUCGUACGGCACACGGCACAUCAUCAUCGUCAUCAUCAUGAGCGGAGCUGGCUGCUGGCAACACUGCAACGUCAAUGGACCGUUCCCGCCGAACAUGGUGCGCGCCGGCGUCGAUAGCGACGGUGAGGUGAUCUACGUGGGGCGUGCCUUUCACGAGGGCGACAUGGUGCCGGCCAAGGUGAUCCCCACCAAGAACGUGGCGUUCGUGUGCCACGGCGGCGAGGAGGUGCUGAAGGAAGACUUCGAGGUGCUGCGCUACGGUGCGUUCGUGUGGGAGUACUCCUCGAACGGUUCCGUGCCGGAAACGGCCAUGAGGAUUGGCCAGACGAUGGACGGGGAGCCGCUGUACAUGGGGCGCGCCAUCUACAGUGGGUCGCAAACGCCCGGCAAGGUGCAUCCGUCGCACGGUUGCUGCUACCUGCCGUUCGAUGGGGCUGAGGUAAGCGUCACCGAUUACGAGGUGCUGUGCAUUCGAUAAAGGCACUACUGGCGGCAGUCGGUUGGGCUUGAUUGAUAUGGAUGGUGUGAUUUUCGGGUAAUAAAUGGUAGGAGUAGCAAGCUGUUGAUUGUAA
Molecule: messenger RNA, 1296 nt
Organism: Anopheles gambiae (African malaria mosquito)
Lineage: Eukaryota; Metazoa; Arthropoda; Insecta; Diptera; Culicidae
Product: natterin-4
Exons: 2
Coding region: 762-1202 (146 amino acids)
Source: RefSeq, a predicted model, not a curated record